Molecule: messenger RNA, 1299 nt
Organism: Trichophyton rubrum CBS 118892
Lineage: Eukaryota; Fungi; Ascomycota; Eurotiomycetes; Onygenales; Arthrodermataceae
Exons: 2
Coding region: 1-1299 (432 amino acids)
Biological process (GO): protein import into peroxisome membrane
Cellular component (GO): peroxisome; peroxisomal membrane
Source: RefSeq, a predicted model, not a curated record
AUGGCCGACACAAACUCGCCUGCGCCUGCUGAGAAAGAAGCCAAACCAGUCGCUGAAGCCCAGCCAUCAAAACCCGAGGAAGUGAAGAACGAGCUGCCUACACAAGCGGAGGAAGAGGAAUCAGACUGGGAGGAGCUUGAUGAUGUUUUGGAUGACUUCUCUGCGACAAAGACGACCUCGCAAGCUGCGCAAGACAAGAUAAUACCAGAGUCUCAGGAAAAUCAAGAGAAAUCGAAUACGGACCUAUCAGCUGCCGACCAGGAUGCCCUAUUAAAACAACUAGAGGCUGGGAUGGCUGAAUUGAUGGGCGCUCUCCCCGCAGAUGCGAGCGGGCAGCAGACAAAAGAGGGAGACUCCUCGAAGGAGAGAACGAACGACAUACCGGGCAUGCCGCAAUUUUCCGGAAACGAAGACUGGAAUGCGCUGACAGAAGAACUAGAGAAGAAAGGAUUUACGGUGGCAGAUGUGAUGAAACUUAUGAUGGGCGAGGAGUUAAUGACAGGCGGAGAAGGCGUCCCUGGAAUGGACGGGUCAACGACUACAGAUAAAGCAUCAGGCACAGCGAAGCAGCCAUCGCCCUCGACAAAAAAAGGGGAAGAUAACUUCCAGGAAACGAUUCAGAAGACGAUGGAACGAAUGCAAGAGUCAGGUGACAAAGCCACCGCAGAAGUCAAUGAAAGCGGGAAUGAAGACGUAUUGAUGCAAAUUCUCAAGGCAAUGGAGAGCAGCGGCCUUGCUGGUACUGGCGAAGGAGAAGAUGGGAAUCUCGAUAAGCUUUUCAUGGGGAUUAUGGAGCAAUUGUCGAAUAAGGAGAUGUUAUAUGAACCUUUGAAGGAACUUGAUGACAAGUUCGGUCCUUGGUUGAGAGAGAACAAGGAAAAGAUAGGAAAGGAAGAUCGAGAGAGAUACGAAUUGCAGGCCUCCUUGGUAUCUGAUAUUGUUCGAAAGUUCGAAGAGAAGAACUUUUCAGAUGAUAAACCCGAGGACAGAGCUUACAUUUGGGAGAAGAUGCAAAAGGUACGUAAGAGUCUUUCUGCUGUGACUGUAUUUCGCUCUAACUCAUUCAUUAGAUGCAAGCCGCUGGAAGUCCUCCAGAUGAUCUCAUAUCUGCCCCAUUUAUGGAUGAAUCCAAACUCCAGGCACUUGGUCAAGAAGGGUGCGCGCAACAAUAAUAUUAAUAAACCAAUACUGCCCAUUUCCCUUCAUAUAUCCAAAAACGUCAGUGUAUUGUACAUAAAGUUAAACCCUCUCACUAGCCACCUUCGCGGUUUAUUUCCAACAGGGCAGGAGAGGGAAUGA